Acomys russatus (golden spiny mouse) is the source of this 1472-nucleotide messenger RNA. RefSeq names its product kaptin, actin binding protein (gene Kptn). NCBI's taxonomy places the organism in Eukaryota, Metazoa, Chordata, Mammalia, Rodentia, Muridae. The record is from RefSeq and is a predicted model, not a curated record. The transcript has 12 exons. The coding region runs from base 55 to 1347 and encodes 430 amino acids. Gene Ontology annotation, molecular function: actin filament binding. Gene Ontology annotation, cellular component: actin cytoskeleton; lamellipodium; KICSTOR complex. Gene Ontology annotation, biological process: actin filament organization; cellular response to amino acid starvation; negative regulation of TORC1 signaling.
CCUGGCAGGUUGGGAAAGUAGCCUGCCCGCUGGGACCGACUGCAGAGGGCCGGGAUGGGGGAGGCGGCCGCGGCAGCGGGACCCUGUCCACUCCGCGAGGACAGCUUCACGCGCUUCUCGUCGCAGAGCAACGUGUAUGGGCUGGCGGGAGGCGCCGACGGGCGAGGAGAAUUGCUGGCUGCCACUCUUAAAGGCAAGGUGCUCGGCUUCCGCUACCAAGACCUCCGACAGAAAAUCCGGCCCGUGGCCAAAGAGCUGCAGUUCAACUACAUCCCCGUGGAUGCUGAGAUCGUCUCCAUCGACACCUUCAACAAGCCACCCCCAAAACGAGGCCUGGUUGUGGGCAUCACAUUUAUAAAGGACUCAGGAGACAAGGGCAGUCCCUUUCUUAAUAUUUACUGUGACUAUGAGCCCGGCUCGGAGUACAACCUAGACUCCAUUGCAGAGAGCUGCCUGAAUUUGGAACUCCAGUUCACGCCUUUCCAGCUGUGCCACGCAGAAGUCCAGGUUGGGGACCAGCUGGAGACUGUCUUUCUCUUAAGCGGGAAUGACCCAGCCAUUCACCUCUACAAGGAGAACGAGGGGCUACAUCAGUUUGAGGAGCAGCCCGUGGAAAACCUCUUCCCAGAGCUCACAGACCUCACCAGUAGUGUCCUCUGGCUCGAUGUCCACAACCUCCCUGGCUCAUCCCGGCGGCUCUCAGCUCUGGGCUGCCAGAGUGGUUAUGUGCGCGUGGCUCACGUGGACCAGAGGAACCGAGAGAUCUUACAGACAUGGACAAUCCUGCAGGAUGGGCCCAUCUCCAGGGUGAUUGUGUUCAGCUUGUCGACCCCGGAGGCAACCAAGGACAGCCCCCAGCAGGAAGGAUACAGUCUGCUUGUGGCCAGCAUGUUGGAGCCGGCUGUGGUGUACUGGGACCUUCUGAACAAGGGCCUGGAAGACCAGCUUCUGCUGCCCGGCAGUGACCAGUUUGACAGCGUCCUCUGUGGCCUGGUCACCGACGUGGACCUAGAUGGGCAGCCUGAAGUUCUAGUGGCCACCUAUGGACAGGAGCUGCUCUGCUAUAAAUACCAUGGACUUCCUGGGGCCAGCCGGGGCUUCCGCCUCUUGUGGCGCAGGACCUUUGCCAGCCCCCUGCUCGCCAUGGCCCAUGUGGAUCUGACUGGGGAUGGGCUGCGGGAGCUGGCCGUGGUAUCCCUGAAAGGGGUGCACAUCCUCCAGCACAGCCUCAUCCAGGCCUCAGAGCUGGUCUUGACCCGGCUUCGUCGUCAAGUGGAACAGAGGAGACAUCAGCAGGGCCUUGGGGACAGGGUGGGUCCCAGGCCUGAGGAGCUCCCAGCCUCCUGAGCACUCACUCCCCCUUGUCAGGUGUGGGCAUCUUCUCACAUCUGUCAUGGAUUGGGCACGGAGGAAGCAUCUCAGAAGAGGGGUGCUCCCCUCCCUCGGACUGCCCAGAAGGGGAAUGCUGGGAG